AUGGAAGCAUUAGCAGCAACGCGACUCGACCGAUUCGAGAAAUCGAUGGAGUCGCUUUAUGGCAGCUUCUCCAACAUCAAAGAUCCAGAAAAAUGGACACCGCCGCCCAACUCUGGUGGUCAUCACGGUCGAUAUCUCUGGACUGAUGCUUUUGGCGUUGUCAAUUUCUUGACUCUGCAUCAGGAACAUUCAAAAAUAGCUGCAGCUGCAGGUUCUGCAUCAGCUUCGGGAUCAAGUCCCGGACCUGGGAUCAACAUCGCAGAUAAAUACUUGAUUCUUGCUCGUCGUCUAGUUGAAACUGUGCAUGAUAUACUCGGACGCACCAGGGAUGGCAAGGCACGGCUACCUGGCGCCACGGACGAGAAUCCUUUAGGGGGAGGUUUACGUAUCGGCAAAUUAGAUGAAACCGGAGUUGAUGGUGAUGGGCAAUACCAUCAUUAUCUGACCAUCUGGAUGUUUGCGCUCAAUCGUAUGUCGCUAGCUACAGGAGAUCCGACUUAUAACAGACAGGCAGUCGCCCUGGCACAAGCAAUACAUCCACGAUUUUUCGUCAAUAGAACCUCAACUCGGCCACGCAUGGUGUGGAAAAUGAGUAUGGAUUUGGCAACACCGCUCGUUCCUUCAGAGGGAAAUCUAGAUCCCAUCGAUGGCUACGUCGUAUAUCGGCUACUGCAAGCAUCAGCUAUGGCAAUGAUUAGUUGCGGUAGUGGUAAUAUGGGCAGUGACAAGGGUAAGGUGCUAGAUGAAGAAAUUGCGGAUUAUAAGCGAGUCAUGGAACGAAAAGGCGAGCAUUUCGUAUCCGCUGAUACUUUAGACUUGGGCAUGACCUUGUGGACAUGUCACUGGUUCUCGGAUCGGGAGAAAUGGGCUUCAAAGUUGGCUGAAAGAUGUUUCCAGCAAAUAUAUGAACUCUUCGAAAUAGACCGCUACCUAGCACGCAAUAUCAAAUAUCGCCUCGCCUUCCGCGAAUUCGGCACCUGUCUAGGCAUUGGCUGUCACUAUGGGAAAUCAGCAGAUGCAGAACGAUCCAUUGAUCUUAGGACAUAUUCAGACUCUAUCAUUGAAUCUUGGGAGCCGUACAUGGCGCUAUCGCUGCGGGGUGAUGGCGAUUUAUUGGCGGAUGAUUUGCGACCUAUUACUAGGGUUAUGUAUUCUUCGGCUUUAAUUCCCGGUGGUUAG
This is a messenger RNA of Talaromyces marneffei, 1179 nucleotides long. RefSeq lists its product as uncharacterized. The transcript is spliced from 2 exons. The coding region runs from base 1 to 1179 and encodes 392 amino acids. Lineage: Eukaryota; Fungi; Ascomycota; Eurotiomycetes; Eurotiales; Trichocomaceae. The record is from RefSeq and is a predicted model, not a curated record.